AAGAUGAUACUAAGAGCAGCCCUAAGGGGGGGCAUCGUCCUUUUCCUUCUACUCAUCGGAAGAUCGGUCGAUGCCCAAGACGAUGACUCUUUAGCCGGCAGCUUCUUAUCGGGUCUCUUGGAUUCUAUAACAAGCACGGCUAAAAGUGCGGAUUGUCCUGGCGUUUGCGUGCACGCACUUGCAACGUUGAUGUGCGAUGAAGUAUUAGAGGAUGUUCAAUGUCCAACAAGUAGCAUGCGAUGCUGUGUCAUUGAGCCAGUUAAUUCUUCCUCAUCAUCUUCCGAUGAAAAUUUCGUCGAACAAACUACUACGACUCCUGUCGUAUUGUCGAGCACAACCCCGUCUACGACAACGACGACGACGACGACGACUAUGACGACAACGACUACGACAACAACACCGGCAACUACUACGACAACGAUGAAAGCGACUACUACUACGGCUUCUACUACUGCGAAUAAACAAAACGGGCCGGCAGAUAAAUCUCAAGGACAAAUGUGUUCGGGAAUAUGUAUGCCGGAAAGAAUAGCCGAUUAUUGCGAUGCCAUACUUGUCAUAGAUUCUUUAUGCAAAUUGGGACACAAAUGUUGCGUCACGAGAGACGCCUUUGGUGAUUCUCCACCUGCAGAAUUAUUGGUUAUCGAUCGUACUAAUUCCAGUCGAAACAAUACGUCUAACAAAAGUAGUAUACUUUCUCAAACGAGUACAAGACCUGGUAUUCACUCGACGAAUCCAUCAAUGGCCACGACCACGACAACAAGUACUACAUGGACGUCGACUAAACGACCGUCAACGGCUAUUGCAACAACGACGAGUACGACGACGAUGCAAACAAGACCAAAACCUACUUUGAGAAAACCGUGCAAAGGCGAAUGUACCAGCGGCCUAUAUGCUCUAUUCUGUGAUAACAUUGAUACCGAAGCUGAUUGUCCAGGAGAUGGAUCUUGUUGUAUCACUGAAUUACCUGUAAAAGAGGAAGUAACAACAACCGUCCGUCCAACUACAACAAGGCCUUCACCUCCUCAACCUAAAUUACAACCUUGCCCUGGCUUCUGCUUGCUGACAAUCAUGGCAGCAUUCUGUGAACGACCAAACUUGAUUAUCGCUAAAACGUCAACAUGUCAAUCUGGAUCGAUCUGCUGUGACAACACGAAAAGUCCGCCGCAGACUCCAAGACCACGACCGAGACCUACCACGAGACCAACAACCACCAUUACUUUACCACCUGAUCCACGUCCAGAGUGUCCUGGUUCUUGCAUCGUAUCUUACUUAUCCUUCACUUGCUUUAGAAAUGCGGAAUUAACGAGUUUGUUCAAGUGCAAGAAACAGGGACAUCAAUGUUGCGCACCGAAAUCAUUAAUCAGAGAACUUCACGGUGGUAAUAGCAGUGAACCGAUUUUGACUAACAGGAAUGAUACUUACAGCAAUAUCGUUACGGUUAGACCACAUACAACAACCUUGGCUCCGACAAUUUAUGAAACGACAACGAUGGCGAUGACAACGACUACGAAGAGUCCGGUGUACAAUAAAUAUGUAUGCGGUGUAAAAGGAACUUCUCGUGGGCCGAUUCAAGCUCGUAGCUUCGAAAGGAAUGCUCGUGUAGUUGGUGGAGAAGAUGCAGAUGCCAACGAAUGGUGUUGGCAAGUUGCUCUUAUUAACUCUCUCAAUCAGUACCUUUGUGGUGGUGCUCUUAUCGGUACUCAAUGGGUACUCACAGCAGCGCAUUGUGUCACAAAUAUCGUGAGAUCGGGUGAUGCGAUUUACGUAAGAGUUGGAGAUCAUGAUUUAACUCGCAAGUAUGGUAGUCCAGGUGCGCAAACGUUAAGAGUCGCUACGACUUACAUUCAUCACAAUCAUAAUAGUCAGACUUUAGAUAACGAUAUAGCUCUUCUUAAAUUAUACGGUCAAGCGGAAUUAAAAGACGGAGUUUGUCUAGUUUGUUUACCUGCUAGAGGAGUUAGUCAUACAGCUGGUAAAAGAUGUACGGUUACUGGUUACGGAUACAUGGGUGAAGCUGGCCCCAUACCUCUACGAGUACGUGAAGCAGAAAUACCGAUCGUUAGCGACGCCGAAUGCAUUAGAAAAGUAAACGCUGUGACGGAAAAAAUCUUCAUACUUCCAGCUAGUAGUUUUUGUGCCGGUGGAGAACAGGGUAAUGACGCGUGUCAGGGUGACGGAGGAGGUCCAUUAGUUUGUCAGGAUGAUGGCUUUUACGAAUUAGCUGGAUUAGUAUCAUGGGGCUUUGGCUGUGGAAGGUUGGAUGUUCCUGGUGUUUAUGUUAAAGUAUCCGCCUUCAUCGGUUGGAUAAAUCAAAUCAUAUCAGUGAAUAAUCUUUAAUCGUCUUAUACAUGCUACCGGAAUUGUCCAAUAGAACUGAGACGUUUAUUUAUUAUUAAUAAAACGUUGAUACACUUUGGUGAGCAUUGCGUUGUAAUAUGUUCAACGACGCGGUGCACGCGCAACGAGGAUGUCACGAAUAAAUUAUUUAAAGUCAUCCUCGGAAACGCAUUUAAUGCCUGUGCCAAAAAAUUAUAUUUUAUUAAAAUGCUAAGCUAAUUCUUUUUUUUUUUGUAUGCGUUUUAACUCCGUGGGAUUUUUGAAUAAUAAGUAAACAAGAGGCUCGAUAAAGAAAGUCCCCCAUUUUGUUUUUAGACGAAACAAGUGUGCUAU
This is a messenger RNA of Polistes canadensis, 2670 nucleotides long. It is a transcript of the gene mas, whose product is annotated as serine proteinase stubble. The transcript has 11 exons. Lineage: Eukaryota; Metazoa; Arthropoda; Insecta; Hymenoptera; Vespidae. The coding region runs from base 4 to 2337 and encodes 777 amino acids. Gene Ontology annotation, molecular function: serine-type endopeptidase activity. The record is from RefSeq and is a predicted model, not a curated record. Gene Ontology annotation, biological process: proteolysis.